GUCACUCGGUGGGAGGAACGAGGCUCUCCUGAUCAGGGAGUUCCUAUAAUUCCCCAUAGACUCUUCAGGCAAAUCCCAGAUUAACCUGACACGGUGGGAAGAGGAUUAGAAGGGUGGUUACAGAAAGCAACAGAGGACACGGGGGCUUCAGUGAGUGUGUGCUAGGAGGGGACACUCCUCUCACAAUCCAAGGGCAGGGGAAGAAGGCUCUGCCCCAGCACAGAAAGGAAAAGGUCAGCAGGAGCCCUGGAAGACAAUGUGUAUGGCCAGAUAGUCAAGAGACACCUAAGGAAGACAUGGAGCUGUAGAAGGGCCAGAGUGUGCUGGGUGCGUGUGAUCUGUGAGCAGCCAUGGAGGAAACAUACCUGCUGAAUGUGGAAGGGGUCAAAAAGAAGAUUCUGCACGGAGGCCGAGGGGAGCUGCCGAAGUUGCAGGAUGGGAGCAAGUUCACCUUCCACUUCCAGACGCUGAAGGAUGACUUUGAGCGGACGGUGAUCGACGACAGCCGGGAAGCUGGCAUGCCCAUGGAGAUCAUCAUGGGCAAGAUGUUCAAGCUGGAGAUCUGGGAGACGCUGCUCAGCUCCAUGAGGAUUGGGGAGGUGGCUGAGUUCUGGUGCGAUACCAUUCACACAGGCAUGUAUGCCCUGGUCUCCAGGGGCAUGCGGAGGAUUGCAGAGGGACGGGACCCCCUGGAAGGGCAGAAGCACCGCUGUGGCAUGGGCAACAUGUUUGACUACCACAGCACGGGCUACGAUGACCUGGACGAGCUGCAGCGGACGCCACAGCCUCUCAUCUUCAUCAUGGAGCUGUUCCAACGUGACACCUGGGCCAUGAGCAAGGAGGAGAAGCUGGCAGCAGUGCCUGUACUGCACAGCGAGGGCAACCGCCUCGUCCUGCGCAGGGAGUUCGCACAGGCGGCAGCCAAGUACCAGGAGGCUGUCAUCUGCCUCAGGAACCUCCAGGCCAAGGAGAAGCCGUGGGAGGAUGACUGGCUGAAGCUGGAGAGCCUGGUCACGCCGCUGGUGCUCAACUACUGCCAGUGCCAGCUGGAGCUCGGCGAGUACUACGAGGUGCUGGAGCACACCACGGAGCUUCUCCAGAAGCACAAUGGUACCUGUGCCCUGCAUCUCCCUCUCCUGCUGUGCCCACGGCUCCCAGGGACUCCAUCCUCUGAAUCCCCCAUCCAUGACAAUGCUCAUCCUGUGUCCCCCUGCCUGUGAUAGCACCUGUGUCAUCUGGAUCCCUGUGUCCCAGUUUGCCCUGCCCAUGAUAGUGCUCAUGUCACUGGUUUCCCCUGCCCACAAUGUCCCCCCAACCACCACACCAUCCUUCCCCUUUCCACGAUGAUCCCUGCACUCCCUGUGCCCUGCUGCCCGUGACCACCCCACACCCCACAACAGCUUCACGUCCCCUGGUCCCCAGGGUCUCCAGCCCCUGUGGCUGGUGGCCCUGAGCUGCAGGACCCCCAGUGAGGGCUCUGUCUCCUGGCAGACAAUGCCAAGGCCUAUUUCAAGCGGGCAAAGGCCCACGCUGCUGUCUGGAACGAGAGGGAGGCACGGGAGGACUUCCAGC
This is a messenger RNA of Parus major (Great Tit), 1572 nucleotides long. Its product is annotated as aryl-hydrocarbon-interacting protein-like 1. Bases 351 to 1220 code for a protein of 289 amino acids. The record is from RefSeq and is a predicted model, not a curated record. Gene Ontology annotation, molecular function: peptidyl-prolyl cis-trans isomerase activity; protein binding. The transcript is spliced from 5 exons. NCBI's taxonomy places the organism in Eukaryota, Metazoa, Chordata, Aves, Passeriformes, Paridae.